GCAUAUUAAUGCAAAAUGAAUGGCAUGAAUCGUGUCGAUUUAAAAGUGGUUUUAUUGGGUAACGCAGCUGUAGGAAAAACAAGUCUUGUGGAACGUUUCGUAAAUGAAAGGUUUAACGAAAGUCUAUCUUAUCAAAAUACUAUAGGCGCUGCAUUUGCAGCUAAGCAAAUGCAAGUCAAUGGGAAAAGGCUUAUCAUGGGAAUAUGGGACACAGCAGGCAGUGAAAAAUAUGAUGCUAUGAGUAGAAUAUAUUACCGCAGUGCAAAAGCUGCUGUUAUUUGUUAUGAUAUCACAAAAUCAAAUACAUUUCAAAGAGCAAAAUUUUGGGUAAGAGAACUUAGAAGUGUUGAAGAAGGAUGUAAAAUAUACAUUUGUGCUACAAAAAAUGAUAUCUUAGAGCACGGUGCAGUUCCAUCUCCUGAUAUUAGUGUUGUAGAAGCAUAUGCUACAGGAAUUCAAGCUAAAUUUUUUAUUACAUCUAGUAAAACUGGAGAAAAUGUUGCUGAAUUAUUUAAUGAAAUUGCACAAGACUUUGUAUCUGAUCCAAAUAAUGUAGAAAAAAUUGAAGAGACAAUUGAAAUAACUAAUGAGUCCACAACUAAAGCAACAUAUUGUUGUCAUUGAAAAUAUCAAAAUCAGUAUUAAAAAUUAUCACAAUUUUCUUAUAUAUUUAUCAUAUUUUAUAUUAUUUUAUACAAGUGAAUAUCACAAAUGUAAAUUGAUGCGGUAUACUGUAACUUGAUAUAUUAUUGAAUGUAAAUGUAAGAAAAUUCUUGCCCUUGAAGAUUAUUUUUAAAUAUAUUUUAUAUUUUACUCUG
Messenger RNA from Apis dorsata (giant honeybee), 818 nucleotides. RefSeq names its product ras-related protein Rab-24-like. Lineage: Eukaryota; Metazoa; Arthropoda; Insecta; Hymenoptera; Apidae. Gene Ontology annotation, molecular function: GTPase activity; GTP binding. The record is from RefSeq and is a predicted model, not a curated record. The transcript is spliced from 5 exons. The coding region runs from base 16 to 624 and encodes 202 amino acids.